Molecule: messenger RNA, 4256 nt
Organism: Branchiostoma floridae (Florida lancelet)
Lineage: Eukaryota; Metazoa; Chordata; Leptocardii; Amphioxiformes; Branchiostomatidae
Exons: 3
Coding region: 626-3637 (1003 amino acids)
Source: RefSeq, a predicted model, not a curated record
ACUUCUGUUUGCUGCGUUCUUUGGAAAUGACGUGUACUGUUAGGGACAUCCGCUAUUGUUUGCUGGGCAUUUGUGUUGAGUGGGGAAUUUGUGUUGAGUAGGAAAUUUGUCUUGAGUGAAGACAUUUGAGUUGAGUAGUGUCGCGUCUUGUGUAGAGUGAUGUUUGGUCUUCCCAAUCUUGGCCAAUCAAGCUUCAUUGCCUGUCGCCGGCAUUCAAAAUUCGUAACAAUUAAAGUUUUUAUCAGUGCUUUGUCCAUUUCACACAUCAUUUCCCGCGAGAACACGGGACAAACGACACAAAGAAAGGACUGAUUGUGGUGGUUAGCAGUUCUUUCAAUUCACUAUUUUCUCUGCUCGCAAUGUUGCCAUUGAACCCGUUCGUCCCUGUAGUUUUCUCGGGAGAAUACCUGACCAUUGUUAAAAAGGGGUCGAUUGUUGUGAAAACAUUGCUAAUUAGGUAAUCAAACAACAAAGCGCCGGUCUGACUGCGGGGAGCACACAUGAGGGUCUCGUCACUUCUUGAGCAGCGGUCAGUCGAUGUGAGAGUCGUUCCAGAGACAGGACGUGCGUGUGUCCGCUUCGCUGGAAACAGACGAGAGAUUUGGUUACAUACAGUUCGCAAGGUAUGAGAAGUGACGGUGAAGGCACCAGGCUAGCACUAGGACCCCAGGAUCGCAGUCUACAGGCCCGGCUUAUGGCGAGCGAAGCCGCGAUGGAGGAACUGAGACUUCUACGGCAAAGACAAGAGACGCUGGUCGAGGAAGCAAAGAGAAAACUUCCGCAAGAGCUGGUCAGGCCCGCCGGGUGUAUCAACAGUUCCAUCGACAAGCUUCGUAACGCAGUGGACCAUCUAAAACGGACGGACAGUGACCUGGUCGGCGCCCUACACACCCUGAACACGCAGAUCCUUCAGCUCAAGCUUGCAGAGGCCGCGGAGACAGACGGCGAGAACGACCUGAUGAGCGCCUCCUGUCGAUCCAUGUCAUCAUCUGCAGUCUCCAUCCCGAGCUUUACCAGCAGCUCUCGCACCAGCACCCUGAUCGACCUCCCCGACAGUCGACGCAGCUCGGGCUUCUUCGACGCGUCGUCCCCCUCCCCACCGCUCACCCCCGACAUCGCCUCGCCCGAGAAACUGCACCACUACGAGGAGGUGGACGGACGGGUCUCGACGGGGUGGCCGGACGAAAUCAUCAGAGAACCCACGCCUAUCACGAACUCUCAGUUCCACAAUCGCCACAGCUUCGGAGAAUCCGACAGCGUAGCAUCAAAUGAUGCUAAACAGUCGUACUUCAGUGGGAUGAUACCGGUACAGAGCCAGGCACCGAGAGAAGAGAAGAAGAAGGACGAUUCGCUGAGUAGGAGGUUCAAGUUGGCGCUUCGCCCGCGCUCCAAGACGGGGUUGUCUGUGUGCUACCCGUACCCAAGCCCCAUGCACGCCAUCGCCAUACAGAGCGACAUGUAUGUACCGGCAGACAGCGAGAGCGUUGUGGAAGAGGAACACUCAUCUUGUGUGGAUGCAAGAAGCGACCACAACCAGUCCACGAAUCGUCCUGAAGUUGUGACUGAUGCACAAGCCGUGAGUUUGACAGGCGUCCCUGCAGACGACAAGUUCGCCAAGGCGCCCCCUGCCGAGAAAAACGCGGGACUGCUCCGACCAGUGUCCACACCCCCUGACAUGUCGCGAGUGUGGAAUGGCGAAGUCCUCCACACAAAGAACAGUGAACAGACAACCGAGCAGCUCGUCGACAUACCGGACUAUGAGAACAUUUUCUCCGCCUACUCGGAACUUCCCGGUAACGACAUUGCGCCGAGGCGUCACUCCUUUGCCGGGUCACGUGCCACGAAGCAGCACGUUGAAGACGCGAUCCCAAACUACGAGAACUUGUCGAACCUUGAUAAUGACUACGGCGACUACGUGACACUCGCCCCCGAAGAUCUGCCACAGAUCCCACGAGCUACAGCUGCAAAGUCCGUGAGCGAAGCCCGCUCCGAGUCACCGUCAGAUUCUGGAGUAAAAUCCGUCCCUGCUACUUCAGGAUAUGCGUCGCGACCUGAAGUUCAUCAAGAGAGAAAGGCACCGCGAAAACCAAAGCCGACGCCGAGGCAGUCUCUACUGAAGAAAGCCAGCCCCACAGUUACCCCGCCUUUGCCACAGCCAAGAGCAGAACCACAAGCAGACACUAGCAACGUGAAUGUCAAAGCAACACCUGUUAGUAAGACACCUUCGAGCCAAACAACCGGCCAAGAGAACACUACGAGUAAAACGGCACAACCAGGACCUGCACUUCUGAUGGCUUCACUGAUAGCAGAUGGCAAAGUGAACGGACUGACUGAUGUGAAAAUGAGCCCGAGUAAGGACAAGGAAAAGUCUGCGUUGACGAAGAUUGUGGGGAAGUACAGCCCACGUAAGCAGAUCCAAGCCCAGACUGAGUCCAAGACCAGAAGCACCACGAACAUUGAGAAAACGACUCUUCAAGAGAAGACAAAGAGCGAACACAACAGUCCGCGUCGAAAGGAACAGCCCCAGCCUGACUCUAACAACAGCCACAACGCAAAGACUGUCAGAAUGAAGUUCAGGGCUCCCCCAGGGGUAGACAUAAGACCCCGUCACUGCAACGAGAACAGUCACGUCAGAAGUACAAAGUCCCCAUCCGAGCCCAACGCCAUCAGAUCAGAAAGUAGAGAACAAACGACGUCUCCUUCUGUCAGCAACAAGCCUCGCCAACCGAAGAGUGAAGGGCGAAACAGCCCGUGCCGAAAACUGCAGUUUCAGCAAGACUCCAACAGAAUGUCUGCACAACCAGGACAGGUUCCUCCUGGGCAUAACGUCCCCCGUGGCACAGAGAUCUCGGCCAAACGAUGCUCUGCACAGGCGUCGACAAGAAGGCUGUCAAAAGACGCGCCUUUGCCCCAGUCACCAGCGACCCCUGUGUACGGGCCCGGGAAUGACAAGUGCCCAGCGCCUACAGAAUUCCGCUUGAGCCAACCAGUCGUGGCAAACCACAGACCAGGCAGAGUGCCCCACAGUGAACGCUAUUGGACGACCGGAGAGCUGAGACAACAGGUGGCUAGCCUCAACUCCGGCUACGCGAAAAAGGACGAGUCCAGUCGUCGGUACAAGAGGCACGACGGUCACAAGGACAGCAGAAAAACUCACGGCGACAAGCGAUCGGCGAGGCGUCACACCACCGCCGUGAACACUCCCGCUCACAUGCCGCCGAUGAACGGCGGUCUAGCCGACUACAGAAGCAGACACAGCCACAGCAGCACCUCCCUAAACGGCCAUCCAAUGUCCAAGCUCACUUCCAGCGUACCACACGGUCACAGGGUCCCGCACGCGUUCGCCCGAGGUGUUCGCGGCCUGAAGAAGGCGGGCCAGAGUCGCAGCACGUCCCGACUGUACGACUACGACACCAGCGUGCUCGGGAGCUCCAGCGAGGAAAGCUCGUCCAGCGACUCGGAAAUCAACCGAAGCGACAGCGAGAGCGACUCUGAAUCCAGUGACGAAGCCGGCGGACUGGUCUUAGCCAAGGCAAAAUGGCCUGCAGUUGUAGGGACGGCCACUAGACGGCGCCUGUCGUCUCAGGACAGUUUGUCUAGAAUGUUUCCUUCUUGCCACCUGGUCACAGAGUUAUGAAUGGACACAUUGAAAGAACUACCUGUCGGUUGUGAAUAUAACUAAGUUGUAACUUGAUAUACUUAUAGAAAAUGUAUAUAUCACCAGGUCAGCGUUUUGCGUUUGAUUAGUUUACUUUGUUAGAAAUACUGUAUGUUUGUUCCAUAGUAUUAAGAUAAAGAAUACGACAAGUCUUGUUUUCGCUGGUUCGGAAACCUUAUGAUAUCACCAGGGCGUGAUAAUGACAUAAGAAAACUUCUAUCAACUGUGUUCAGUAUAUGCUGAAUCUUACAAUUCCUUGUAAAGACAUGGUCAAUGUGUACGCAUUUAUGUAAGAGAUUUUCAUUGAUAACUCCAAUGAAAUGUUUGCUUAUGUGUUACGACGAGAUAUCUCAGUAACGUGUUAAUUUUAUGUUCUACUAGGUUCUUUGAAGCUUAUGUUUAAGACGUUUAUAGUACAUUUUCUUACUUUCUUACUUGUUUUUGUACUUAAGUAGCAUGAGCAGCAUUUUGUUACGCUUGUAAAAAUCAAAAGUUUCGUUUUAUAAGAUAUGUAUAUUCUAGAUCUGCUUCUUACAGCAGCCGUGGAAGUGUCUACCAGGCAAUGUGGACAAUCAUCAAUAAAUUGAACAUUACGUAA